This is a messenger RNA of Pocillopora damicornis (cauliflower coral), 987 nucleotides long. Its product is annotated as chymotrypsinogen A. NCBI's taxonomy places the organism in Eukaryota, Metazoa, Cnidaria, Anthozoa, Scleractinia, Pocilloporidae. Gene Ontology annotation, biological process: proteolysis. The record is from RefSeq and is a predicted model, not a curated record. Gene Ontology annotation, molecular function: serine-type endopeptidase activity.
AUAACUAGAAGCAAGUUUCCGAGAAGAUGAAGCUCAAGUUACAAAUAGUUGUGGUGGCUUUUUUCGUACACGUCGCGCUCUCCCAAGAGUGCGGCAAACGACACUUUCUCUCUCGAGUUGUGGGUGGGGAGGAUGCACCAAAGAAUUCAUGGCCUUGGCAAGUGUCACUUCGACUCCCAGGCCGCGAAGGAAAUCCGGUGCACAUAUGUGGCGGCUCCUUGAUCGGGGACGAAUGGGUGGUGACGGCGGCACAUUGUGUGGUGGACCGAUGUGACAGACCUGGGAAUCCUUCUCUGUUCACCGUUGUUCUCGGUGCACACGAACGUCUCGGCACAACGGAUGUACAGCAGUCAAUUCAAGUAAAGGCACUCUAUCCUCACGAGGGCUUCAGUAUGCAACACUUAAAGAAUGACAUCGCCCUUUUACACCUAAGCACAACGGCCCAGCUGAGCGAUAAAGUCAACCUCGUUUGCCUUCCUAACCAAGGAUCUCGAAUUUCUGCCGGCCAUCCUUGUUACAUAACAGGUUGGGGUCGGACCGAAGGUGGAGGCAACGUCGCAGACAUCUUGCAACAAGGGGUACUUCCCGUACAGAGCCACGAAAAUUGUUCCAAAGUAAACGACGAUUUGGGACCAAUAGACGAAACAUCCAUGAUCUGUGGAGGAAGUGGUAAAGCAAAUCAGACAGGUGGUUGCCAAGGUGAUAGCGGUGGACCAUACGUAUGCGCGGAAUAUGGCAAAUGGGUUUUGCGCGGUGCAGUGAGCUGGGGUCAUGGCUUGUGCAAGACAGAAUACUUUUCUGUCUUUGCAAGAAUAAGCUCUUUCAGGGAUUGGAUUGACGCGAAGAUUGAGGGUGAUGGAAUAGGAUCCGGUACGGAGUAAAUAAAGGUGUCCGUCGUGUAUCUCAACAAACCUAACAGAAAGGCAAAGACCAGUGAUUUUAGUUGAUGUGGUUAAAGAGAAAAUAAAUUUGAGAAGGGUAUUGAAA